AUGACUGCUGUGGGAUCCAAAAGUCCUAUGAGGAUGUCUAUUUUCGGUUUUGGUAGAUCUCUAGAGAAUCAAUCAAUUCAAUCUGAUGCUCUUUCUGGUCUCAAGAAACCCAAUAUCAUCUUACCAAAUGGCCGAAUUUCACAUCAAGAGACUAUCAAUAUAGGCGUGAAUCAGCUUGUCUACAAUGGUGAGCUUUUAGGAGUUACUAAAGCGAUCGAAUACGCAAAUUCAAUAGCCCAACCAGGAAACAAGUUCAAGAUAUACUCAGAUAAUCAAGCAGGAUUAUUCCGGUUGAAAACCCCCUCCGAUUUACCUGGUCAAUCAUGCCAAAUCAAAGCUAUAAAAGCUGCGGAAGCUAUUCAAAAUAAAGGAGCCGAAAUCUCUCUCAAUUGGGUCCCCGGACAUACAUCUGUACAAGGAAAUGAGCUAGCUGAUUCUCUUGCAAAAGAGGCGACCAAAAUACCAUCCUCAUCUCACGAAACCAGUUAUGCCUCCAUUGGAAUGGAUAUAAAAAGAAUGAAAUCAGAGAACUGGAUAGCCAUCCUUAACACUAACAACUUUCAUCAACCAUCGUCAACAUAUUCAAGAAACUACCCCUGGAAGAUCAGCUCAAAAAUCAGAAUUCCAGGAAACAUCAAAAGAAGCACAAUCUGUGCUCUGUUCCAACUCAAAAUUGGACACGGAUACUUCAAAUCUUAUUUGAAACGAUUCGGGAUCUCCUCUAAUGACAAUUGUAGAUGUGGGGGAAAGGAAUCUCCUGAUCAUCUUCUGCUCAGUUGUCCUUUAUAUAAAAUGGCAAGGAAAACCCUCAAUAAGGAUAACCCCAUAGUCCGACCUACCAUGAAAUAUCUGCUUCACACUAAAGCAGGAAUUGUGUGA
Sclerotinia sclerotiorum 1980 UF-70 is the source of this 879-nucleotide messenger RNA. RefSeq lists its product as hypothetical. Gene Ontology annotation, molecular function: RNA-DNA hybrid ribonuclease activity; nucleic acid binding. The record is from RefSeq and is a predicted model, not a curated record. The coding region runs from base 1 to 879 and encodes 292 amino acids. Gene Ontology annotation, biological process: DNA replication, removal of RNA primer. The transcript has 2 exons. NCBI's taxonomy places the organism in Eukaryota, Fungi, Ascomycota, Leotiomycetes, Helotiales, Sclerotiniaceae.